This is a messenger RNA of Arabis nemorensis, 453 nucleotides long. The record is from the annotation of a GenBank genome assembly. Lineage: Eukaryota; Viridiplantae; Streptophyta; Magnoliopsida; Brassicales; Brassicaceae.
AUGAUUUCUGAGAGCGAGAUCCAGCGAUGGUUCCCGGCCUCACCGUCUGCUCCGGAGGCUAUCGCUAGCUUCCCCUCUGAGAUGACGGGUUUGGUGCGGUCGAGUCCUCCUCUUCCACCCGAGCCGCCGGACCCGCCUGAUCGUCCGGCAAGCCCUCCUGCAACCUCGCCUCCGCAGUCCGCGUUCAAAGCUCUUCUCCUUCUACCUUCUCGGGUUAACUAUCUAGUUCGAAACAGUACUAGACCUAGAACCUCAGAUGGUUCUCGAAGCUGGAUGUGGCUACCAUCGGAGUGCCGCUCCCUCCGCCCUAAAGGAGAGGAACCGGACUCUCGAGAUCCGUCGGCUCCCUUUCGACAAAGUGGAUCUACCCUUCUCUCCUCAAGCGAACGCAUCAUUGGGCUCUCUACCCUCCCUAUCGGCUUCACCCGACGGUCAAGGAAGAUGCUCCGGUGA